GGGACGAGCCGGUGUCCCGGGAGCUGCCUCAGACCCUCCCCACAGCCCUGCCUGAGGGGUCCGGGCUGCGCUGCCCCUCCCGAUGGCCCGGAGAAAGCAGAAGUGGUCCGUGGAUCCACGGAACAGCGCUUGGAGCAACGAUGACUCCAAAUUUGGCCAGAAGAUGCUGGAAAAGAUGGGCUGGUCCAAAGGAAAGGGUCUCGGGGCUCAGGAGCAAGGAAAUCCAGAACACAUCAGGGUUAAGGUGAAAAACGACGUGCUGGGAUUAGGAGCUACCAUCAAUCAUGAGGACAACUGGAUUGCUCAUCAGGAUGACUUCAACCAGCUUCUGGCUGAGCUGAAUAACUGCCAUGGACAGGGUGAAACAGAGUCCUCAGUGAAAAAGCAGAAAAAGACAUUCAGCCUUGAAGAAAAAUCCAAAUCUUCCAAGAAACGUGUCCAUUAUAUGAAGUUUGCCAAAGGUAAGGAUCUCUCAUCCCGCACUGAACAGGACCUGUCCUGCAUUUUUGGGAGAAGGCAGAAGAGUGCCAAGACCCAGGAGGAUAUUGCUGAUCCUGAUUCCCAGGAAGAGAAGGAGAGGAACAACUGGCUUUCCAGCCCUGGAGAUGGUUCCAAUACAGUGAAGAGUGCUCUCACUGUCCAGGAAUAUUUUGCCAAGCGCAUGGCAAAGUUGAAGGGAUCCCAGCAGGAAACAGAACCAAAGGUGGAUCAUUCCAGCCCAACAGCUGACGAAGCUGUGGAGCCUUCAGAAGAGCUGGAAACCAAAGUCAAAAAGAAAAAGAAGAAGCAGAAGAGAGAUGGUGAAGCAGAGAGGACAGAGGACUGUGAGAAACCAGGGAAAAAGCCUAAGACAGGGAGCUUGAAUGGAAAAGAACUGGAUGAUCCACUGAAUGAAUGUCACAAAAGGAAAAAAAAGAGGAAACAUAAAGAGGAGAACGAAGGAGAAAACAUCAGUUGUGAUGAAAAUACAGGCAAUGGAGAAAUUUCUGUGGGAAUGUCUGAGGGGGAGGAACUCAGCGCAGAGGAGCAGGAGGAAGGGCAGAAGAAACGCCACAAGAAGAAGCACAAAAAGCAAAAAGAGGAGACAGAGGAGUGUGGGGAAGGAGCACCCAGAAAGAAAAAGAAGCACUGCAAGAACAUUUAACCCUUUCAGGCUCAGGGGUGAGUCUGUGUUAGAGGAGGCUCUGUGCACAGCAACAAUCCAGGCUUGGACACUGCUCCAGCUCCAGCUGGGACAGGUUGGAUCUAAACUCAGGCUGGAUCCAAACUCAGACUGGAUCUAAACACAGGCUGGAUCCAAACUCAGACUGGAUCUAAACACAGGCUGGAUCUAAACCCAGGUCUCCCAAGGGAAAAUGUGGUGAUGGGCCGACAGGAGCUUCAGUGCCAUGUUCAAAAGGGAGGAUCAGCACAUCAGGACUUUGAAAGGCAGGGGAUGACUUUCUGCUGCUUCACCUGUGUUCUUCUCAAUCCAGGAUAAAAAAAUUUAAAAUCACCUUAGUACUGCCUUUUUAUUAAAAUUGUUUUUACUCGUGAGAGCCCAGCUCUGCUUCUGGAAGCAGGAGGGGGUUUGCAAAGCUGUGUUUUUUCAUUGAUUUUUGAAAAGUGGUGUCUAAUUUUUACAUUCAUCUCUUUUUACAUAUAAAAUGAAUGUUGUUUCUUCCCAAAAUGCUUACUCUGAUUAAAAGUUUGCUCCUGAGUGUCAGCUCUUAAGGGUGAAAUAAAAAGACCUCCCUGUGCCUCCAAACCAUUGUCAAACAGUUGUUACUUUGCACCAAAGCUAAAGGAAAUGUGUAUUUACCUUAUCAUUUAUUAACCAUACCUAAAUCUUUGAUUUCCAGGCCAUAUUCAGGAUCUCUUCACUGGUACCUCUUACCUCUGGAAUCCAGAAAUAUCUGCCUUGGAUAGAGAAAGGUUUUUUUCCUGAAACUGGGACACCAACAGAUUUUAAAAGCACAGUCAGAUUGCUGUUGCCAUUCACACAUUGAAAACUUACAGUUUGGAUUUAUAACCAAACUAGAGCUUGGUUCUCAUUGUAAGCCUGGAAAUAAGGAAUGCUGGAACUGGGCACUGCCACAAGCAGUUUUGUGGGAGAUCUGAAACAUUCAGUAUGAAUUUUGGCAUUUUAAUGUUACUCAGAGCUGUCAGAAGACACAGGUGAGCUUGGAAGUGGUGGAAUGGGAAGAAGGAUUCCUCUUCCUGGUGUCCUGUUCUGAUAUUUCUUUGGCCACACCAAACUGACAGCACAAUCCUGAACACCAGCCAGUUAUCCUGGCAGAAUCCAGAAUCCAAAUCCAUGAGCUUCUCAUUUCAUCCAGGCCUGGCUGGGUUUCAUCAGUGUAAAUCUAAAACAUCCCAUUGGCUGCUCUGCUGAAGAAAAUGGGUACAUUUUUAUAUUGUCUCAGCUCAGUGGAGUUGCUUAACAUGGUCUGAGGGACAUUGUCAAGAUGCAGAUGUUAAUAGGGAAAAAAAUUUCCUUAAGCUGCCUUUAUUGUGCAGUGGAGGAAGCUCCAUCUGCAGCAACCAGACCACAUGGAUGGUUUGGUUGCAGCUCAACUCCUCUUUUUGCAAUCUCUUGGUUUCUAAAGCACCAUUUUUUUCCCCUGCCUUCAGGACAUGUUCAUUCACUGCAGCAAAAUGAAGUUUCACUUCUUGUAUAGGAGAACAAGAUGCCUUUCCCUGGAUUUCACAUGCCAGGGUUUUAACCCUUGUUGCAUCUCCUUUUCAGGCUGUACAAUUAUUAUUCACCAUGAUCUGCUUGUCCGUGGCUUCCUUAAAUUAAAUACCACCACAUACCAUCAGUUAUUGUCAAACUGGGAAGAAACUCUAUGCUUGAGGUGAAAAAAUCAUCUUCUCAGUGACAGAAGACAGCAAAAUAAUGUUUUAUGUUAAACUGAAGCAUCCCUCCUGAUUUCUUGAUCACCACAAGUCAGAAUUUUUGUUAUUAGGUUCCAAAAGCCUGAUUGUUUCCAAUUAUUAUUUUUUAACUCUUAAGCCAACUAAACUUGACAGCCUCUCUGGGAUUUCAGUUUAAAAAGGUGCUACUCAAGGAAUAAGGUUUCCUUCUCUAGAUACUGUUGGGCUUGUUUGUUUGUUCCCUCUGUGAAUUUUCAUGUGUUUCUUUGUGCUGAUUCUUGUGGGUGCUUGGCCAAAUUCCAGUGUCAGUUACAGGAAGAAUAAAACCAGGCAUAAACCUUUAAAUUUGUACUGUUGCUCCUAUUAAACUCAGGAUACCCAAGACUUAAAUCUGGCUCAGAUGGAAAUACCAGCUACCAAUGGAAGAGUCUCUAUUUCUGCAAUAAAUACACGGCACUUUUUCCUGGGAAAUGUGGAAUUUUAAUGUGCCCCAAGCUCUGCAUGUGGUUGUAGGAGGGGAAAAUCAUAAUAAAUAAAUAAUCAUAAAUCAUAAAUUGCUUGCAUUUGACAGAAACAAUUGAUUUAACUGCUCUGCUCUGUGUUUGUGGUCAACAUUACUCAGUGAAAAGCUCUUCUUACCAGAUACUGUCCAGUAAAAUGGAUGAUUGGAACAAGAGAAACAUGUCUCAGAGUAAUAAAUUACAUAUAUAUAUAUAUAUUUUUUGUUUGCUUCUAGUGGGUUUUGAAUUCUGUUUUAACCCAACUCUGGGUUUGGCAAGAAGGCCUUUUUUAGAAAGCACAAGAAAAAGAAUUACGUCAGUGCCCAGAUGGUGGAAUUAGCAGAAUGUGAACACAAAGGAACGACUUGGUUUCAUUUCCGCGAAAAUCAGACUUUCAAACUCCGAGGCCUUUUGUUAUAAAUUCAUCCAUUGUACUCACAGAAUGAGAUGGCUCCCAGUGAAAUUACCUGGACACCAAGGAAAAUGAGAGUCCUCGCUCUGCUGUCGCUCCCCAACAGGGAACGAGGCACGUGCAGCACAGAUAUUAAAAUGUUUUCAGUUUUGGUAACCCCGGGUCAGCAGUGACUGAAGGAAAUUUUCCUUUUUGCUUUGGGAACAUUCCAACACUGGUUUCUCCUGAGCUGUUCCAUUCUUUGCAGGCAUAGGGCUGUUCUUGGCUUUGAGGCUCAGAAUUCACUGUGGGAUCCACGGCCAAGGAUGUGAUUGGCAAGUGCAAUGUUAGAGCAGCAAUCACAGAGGUUGAAUUGUGCUUGUAAACACCUGCAGCCACCAAACUACCCUGGGAAGCAGAGACCAUGAAAAAAUAGUCCUGGUACCAUUGUUGGACCCAAAUCUGUGUGAGUUUUGUCUGACUGUGGAGCUUUCCUUGAUGCCAGGGAUGGGAGAUGGCACUGGAGCACCUCAAGUGACAGCCCUGACACGUGGUAAAGGCAGAAUUACUUGAAUUUCCUCCCAAGAUGUUCCAGCUCUGAUGCUUCACACAGAGCCAGUGUAAAGCAGAGGUAGAAUUGUAGAAUCAUGGAGUCAUUAAGGUUGGAAAAGCCCUCUAAGACCAUCGAGUCCAACCAUUCUCUCAGCACUGCCAAGGCCACCACUGACCCAUGUCCCCAAGUGCCCCUUGGUAACAACCAGGGUUUUUUAAAGCAUAAACGCAAGACACCAUUAAAGAUUUCAGAACCACCUGUGCUUGUGUCUAAGUGAAUUUGAGUCCACUGGGAUGCAGCUGCUUUGCGAAUGGAAGAGUCUGGAGCAUGUCCAGGCCAGGGAACAGAGCUGAGGAAGGGGCUGGAGCACCAGGAGGGGCUGAGGGAGCUGGGAAAGGGGCUCAGC
Vidua macroura (Pin-tailed whydah) is the source of this 4706-nucleotide messenger RNA. It is a transcript of the gene PINX1, whose product is annotated as PIN2 (TERF1) interacting telomerase inhibitor 1. Gene Ontology annotation, cellular component: nucleolus. Bases 83 to 1144 code for a protein of 353 amino acids. Gene Ontology annotation, molecular function: telomerase inhibitor activity; nucleic acid binding. Gene Ontology annotation, biological process: regulation of ribosome biogenesis. Lineage: Eukaryota; Metazoa; Chordata; Aves; Passeriformes; Viduidae. The transcript is spliced from 7 exons. The record is from RefSeq and is a predicted model, not a curated record.